AUGACGAACCUCACGUAUUUGUCGUUGUCGUCUCCGGUGGACGCGAUAUCUUCGGUAGAAGAAUGCGCGGCCCCCGGCGGCAACGUCACGAUGACCGGGACGGCCGCCAUGUUGGUGACGGUUAUAGCCGUGACCACCGCGCUGAUCGUGGCCACCGUGUUCGGCAACAUACUGGUCAUCAUGAGCGUGGUCCAGUACCCGCCGCUCCGGUCCGUGCCGAACAUAUUCAUCGUAUCGCUGGCCGUGGCCGACCUGAUGGUGGCCAUCGGCGUGCUACCGUUGAACGUCGUCUACAACGUGACGGGCGUCUGGCUGUUCGGCGGCGUCGUGUGCAAACUGUGGCUGACGUGCGACGUGCUGUGCUGCACCGCGUCCAUAUUGAACCUGUGCGCCAUCGCGCUGGACCGGUACCGGGCCAUCACGCAGCCGAUCGCGUACGCGCAAAAGCGUACAGUGUCCCGGGUCAUGUGGACGGUGGCCUUGGUGUGGAUAGCCAGCGCGGUCAUCAGUUCGCCGCCGCUCAUAGGCUGGAAUGACUGGCCGGACGUGUUCGACGAGCGGACCCCGUGCGCGCUCACUACGCAUCCCGGUUACGUGCUGUACUCGUCUAUGGGGUCGUUUUACAUACCGCUGGUGGUCAUGAGUGUCACGUAUCUGCGCAUCUACGUGGCCACGCGACGGCGGUUGAGACGCCGGGCCCGCCAAGUGGCCAUGCCACAGGGCAGCUGUGCGGCACAACAUUCCGAGGUGGCAGCGACGGCGGUCGCCGCGGCCACGCCACCGACCGCCGCCGCCGGUUCGUCGGCGUCGAAGAACAAGCAGCCGUCGGCCACGGAGACCGUCGACUCGGUCAGCAGCAGCGACGAAGUGGACGGGGCCACGUGCAGCGGUCUGGCCGGCGGUGACAACGGCCACGUCGCCGGCACGAUAGCGUCUGCGUCCUCGUCGGCUUCGGCCACCUCGGCCACCGUCACUGCAGCCGCGGCCGUCACCACCUCGGCCAUCACCCCGAACCGCAGCAGCAACAAAGGGGGUCAGCCGGAACGGCAGCAGCCGAUGGGCAAACACGUCAACCAGCUGCUGGAGCACAAGCAGCGUAUAUCGCUGUCCAAGGAGCGGAAAGCGGCCAAGACGCUGGGCGUCAUCAUGGGCGUGUUCGUCGUCUGCUGGUUGCCGUUCUUCGUCAUAUACCUGUUCUUCCCGUUCUGCAAGUCGUGCUGUCCACCGUCCAAGCUGCUCAUCAACGUGGUCACGUGGCUGGGAUACCUCAACUCCACCGUGAACCCGAUCAUCUACACCCGGUGCAACAUGGACUUCCGGCGGUCGUUCAAGAAGAUCCUGCACAUGGACAACCAGCACCGCUGACUAUUGUUAUUGUCGUUUUUCAACACCCUGUAUAUAGUAUACGAUAAUUUAAUAAUAAUUUUACUAUUGUAUUGUCGGCGUCGUUGGCGUCAUGACGGUACUGCGAUUCGCGGCAAGGCGCGAUCAGUUGCGUUUCGUUUUGUGUGCGAGCGAAUUCGACUUUGGAGUUAGAGCAACGAAAAAUUACGGAGAAUUUUCAAAACACAAACAUUUUACCAUUUUUCAAUCAUUUUUUUUCGAUACCUAUAGAUGCAAUAGAUUAAAUACCAUAAUUUCGACACGAUAUCCCGUCAAAUGCGAUGUCGCAUCUUGUGUUGCGUAUUAUGAUUUUCGCACAAACACAUAGUGACACGAUGUCGCGGCUGCCGGCCGUCGCGACAUUACUUCGAACUUCGCUGGACCGUUUAUUCUGAACGAAUCUCGUGCGACGUGGCCGCCGGGUGGUACGACAACGAAAAUUCGUCAUUUCGGCUCGGCACAUUUCGUAUCGGAAAUACAGAGUGUAAAUCCGCGAGUGAAUAAAAAUCAAUUACUACGCGUUUUACAUACCGCGGCCACACAUUUCGAUAUUAGCAAUAAGUAUAGAUAUCGGCGAUUGGUAUUAGUUAGCAAAACAAUGUUAAAGUCAUAAAAAACGCAAGAGCCGGAUUCACGGGUUAAAAAGUCAAUCCGGAUCGACUGUUCUAACCCGAAUAGCGACAGUUCGAUAAUUCGUUUUGAUCGGCGCAGUGAAAACUGCAAGUGCAUAUUAAAA
Molecule: messenger RNA, 2119 nt
Organism: Cinara cedri
Lineage: Eukaryota; Metazoa; Arthropoda; Insecta; Hemiptera; Aphididae
Source: the annotation of a GenBank genome assembly